Messenger RNA from Choloepus didactylus (southern two-toed sloth), 1833 nucleotides. It is a transcript of the gene GFI1B, whose product is annotated as growth factor independent 1B transcriptional repressor. Gene Ontology annotation, molecular function: RNA polymerase II cis-regulatory region sequence-specific DNA binding; DNA-binding transcription factor activity. Gene Ontology annotation, biological process: regulation of transcription by RNA polymerase II. Bases 136 to 1227 code for a protein of 363 amino acids. Lineage: Eukaryota; Metazoa; Chordata; Mammalia; Pilosa; Megalonychidae. The transcript is spliced from 7 exons. The record is from RefSeq and is a predicted model, not a curated record.
GCAGAGCAUUGCGAAGUUGACAGAGUGGAGCCCAGUCCCCAGAGACAGGCUGCGAGUUUCCACCGCAGGACCCUCUGGCUGGAGAGGAGCCUGGAAAGCAGAACUGCUCGACAGGUGUGGGUGCGCACGCUGAAAAUGCCACGCUCCUUCCUGGUGAAGAGCAAGAAGGCUCACACCUACCACCAGCCCCGUGUCCAGGAGGAUGAGCUGGCCUGGCCUCCUGCCCUCACCCCCAUGGCUAGGGACCCUGUCCUGAGCAACGUCCCUGUCCUCGAUGCCCUAUUUCCAAAUCAGUGCCUGGAACGGACCAACCUGAAGCGGGAGCCUAAUCCAGAGCCAGACCAGAGCUUGACCAGGAUGGCCUCAGCACCAGAAGGCCCCACUGUGAUGCCCCGAGCCCAGGACGAUGACUCUUCACCACCUGACUCCCCCCUGUUCUACAAGCCCAGCUUCUCCUGGGAUGCCCUGGCCUCAUCGUAUGGCCACAGCUACCGGCAGGCCCCCUCUACCAUGCAGUCUGCCUUCCUGGAGCACUCCGUCAGCCUAUACGGCAGCCCGCUAGUGCCCAGCACCGAGCCACCCUUGGACUUCAGCCUCCGCUACUCCCCAGGCAUGGAUGCAUAUCGCUGUGUCAAGUGCAAUAAGGUGUUCUCCACCCCACACGGGCUUGAAGUGCAUGUGCGCCGCUCCCAUAGCGGGACCCGGCCCUUCGCCUGUGACGUCUGCGGCAAAACCUUCGGCCACGCCGUGAGCCUGGAGCAGCACACGCAUGUCCACUCCCAGGGGAUCCCCGCCGGGUCCAGUCCUGCACUCAGCUUGGCACCCCCAGGCUGCGAGGCCCCGCCUGCGCCUCACCCCCCGGGGCCUCGUUUCCUCCGGCAGGAGCGUAGCUUCGAGUGCCGGAUGUGCGGCAAAGCCUUCAAGCGCUCGUCCACCCUGUCCACCCACCUGCUCAUCCACUCGGACACCCGGCCCUACCCCUGCCAGUUCUGCGGCAAGCGCUUCCAUCAGAAGUCGGACAUGAAGAAGCACACCUACAUCCACACUGGUGAGAAGCCACACAAAUGCCAGGUGUGUGGGAAGGCCUUCAGCCAGAGCUCCAACCUCAUCACCCACAGCCGGAAGCACACAGGCUUCAAGCCCUUCAGCUGUGAGCUGUGCACCAAGGGCUUCCAGCGCAAGGUGGACCUGCGGCGGCACCGUGAGAGCCAGCACAACCUCAAGUGAGAGUGUGCCCGCUCCCAGCUCUUGGUCAGCCUGCCCUGAUGUGCCACCACUUGGAGGCAGGCUGGGAAGGAGGACAGCUGUGUGUACCCAGAUCCCCAGGUUCCUGGAAGCAGCACUGUGCUGGGAGUCUUUGCGCUUGUUUUGAGGCCCACAAAUUUGCUGUGUGACCCUGGGCAAGUGACUUCUCCUCUCUGGACCAGCAUUUUUCCUGCCUGUAAAGUAUGGGAGCUGGACCGGGUCUCUUCUGAGCUGAAGUGUUCUCCAGGUCUAAGAGCUCUGGUGCCUUCUUCAGGGCAGAGCCCAGAAGAUCAGAGUAUCCCCAGGUGGAGAGGGGUGAAGCUGGGACCCACAGAGAUAUCCUUCUCCUGGCUGGGAUCUGGCCACCUUGGUGUUUAUAGGGCCUCUUUGUAGUUGCCAUGGAAGGCCAGAGCUGCCUCUUACCCCUGUGGGAAGCCGAGCACCUCUCUGCUUCAGCCAGGUGUGCUGGCUGCUCCCCACCUCUGCCUGGCGCUCAGGGAUUCCUGUUCUGUGCCAGCAGUGAGGCCAAAGAAGCCAGUAGUUAUUGCCGUGAGAAGCCUGUUCCUCUCAACUGCUAUAAAUAAAAAA